Messenger RNA from Maudiozyma saulgeensis, 915 nucleotides. NCBI's taxonomy places the organism in Eukaryota, Fungi, Ascomycota, Saccharomycetes, Saccharomycetales, Saccharomycetaceae. The record is from the annotation of a GenBank genome assembly.
AUGUCUUCAAAUAAUAAAGGAAAAAAUAACUGUCAAGUAAUUUGGGUGAAACCAACUAUUGAGAAUGUUAUACCAUAUGUACAAUACAAACGUACCCAACCAGAAGAUAGUUUAGUAUAUGAUCCAAAUGCAAGAUCACAAGAUCUGUUAUUGGGAGGGGGCAGAGAUUUGGUAAUGAGCUUAAUGAACAACAUGGACCAGACAUCAAAUAAUAUUCUAUAUCAUAAUGACAACGACAACGACAACAAUAAUAAUAAUGAAAACAAUAAUGCAAGUUCAUUAGAUCCCGUUGAACUAUUUAUCUUAAACCACUGCAUAAUCCUAUGGUUUGAUGGUUUAGGUCAUGGUAUUCAAGUACCUUAUUCUUCUGUCAUAUAUCAUGCAUCUCGAAAAGUUAAUUAUCGGAAUGAGGGACAUCAACUGGAAAUAUUACUAUCAUUAGAAAGAGAUCCCACAUUGAAUGAAUUUUUUCCUCUAGAUACUCGAAGGACAAAGAUUGAAAAUGGAUUCGAUAUUAAUGAGUUUACAAUGUCAAGCGUGGAAAUAAUCUUAACUCCAAAAUAUUCUAUGUAUGAUCGCCAUUAUAAUACUAACAUUGAGACACUAUUUACAUUUUCUAAUUUUGGGAUCAACCGUGGAGAUGACAUGGUAAAUAACUGUAACGAAGCUCUGGCUAUUGGAUUAGAACUUACUUCCGAAACUGAGAUUGAUGGUAAUGCAGAAUCAUCUGAAGAACCAGGAAUGUCCUCGGCUGACCAAGAUGGAGCUAUAUAUACCGGGGUACAAGAUGCUAUUAAUGGAAGAUACAAUACCUUUAACAACACCGGUUUUGCCGAUGACCUGGAUAAUAAUGACAUAAUAAAUCAAGGUUAUUCUAGAGAUUCUACCGACGCUGGAAUGUCCCUUGAAUUGUAA